AUGUGGCCCAGUAAAGAAGGCUUAGGUGUUCAACUAAGUUAUGGGGUCAACGGAAAUGGUAUUGUUGUGAGUAGUGAAAAUCCUAACUCUAGCACAUACAAGCGGCUCCCCCGUUUAGAAUUUCCUAGAAUAAGGAACCAAGGCAUAACACUCAACAAAGUAGGAAAGUCGAAUAUAGUCCUUGUUAAUGAUCAGACUUCUUCAUUUGACUUGAAUGCAAAAGUGUAUAAUAACUUACAAAAUGCCGUUGCUAAUCAGCCACAUCAACCCAAACGAAAAAUGUAUUCUGAUAGUAACGUAUACGUUCCCGAAGAAAUAUUGAAAUCUUACUUGAUAGAGUCAAACUCGUUAACUUCGACCAUUGCAUAUGAUCCCACGUUCGGUCAAAUGUUCACAAUAUUUGAUAUACGAUCGAGAAGCGGUUUAACUUCCAGUAAAGCGAUAGCCUAUGUGACAGGAGAAACAGGGACUAUUCUCAAUAUAUCUAUACUAAAAUACGAAGUAAAAGAGCUCCUAAAUAAUAAAAAGGAAAGCGUUGAUGUGAACGCAUUAAUACCGUUACUUACUGAUCCAUUUCAGGUAUCACUAUCCGAGCCCAUAAAGCAAAUUGAGCAUUGCAAGCUAAAAGAGGGUUUUGAUUAUAUUCCACCGUAUUUGAUAAUCCGGUCUGAUUCAAAGAUUUACAUUUUAAACUGUUUUAAAGGAAAGUCACAGCAUUAUAACUCGCAUAUCGAAUUGGAUAUUCUUGGUGAACUUCAAACACCUGAUAUAAUGGGAUUCAAUUUUGCGGACGUAGCGUUCAAUCCAUGGAUUAGUACUCAGUUCGGAGUAGUUGAUGUAAAGGGAAAUUUUGGUAUUUGGAAUAUCAACUCGAAAAAGGAAGCAUUAACAAAACUAAAAAGGCUUGAUUCAAAACCGAAAACAGGCGCAGAUGAAACAGAUUCAAACCCGAACGUUAACUCUACUAUCUAUGAUGUAGCUGAAUUAUCUAAUUGGAAAAGAAUUAUAUGGGCUUACGAUUAUAACCAUAUUUUCGUAAUUUCGAGAUCUUCUCUAACUCAGUUUGAACUCACGCCUGAAUUGAGUUCGCAGAAGUUAAUCACCUCAGACACUUGGUCAAGAAUACAAGAUAUUCAUAAGAAUCCUUCAAGUAUGAAGUACGCAUUCAUUUUGACUUCAAAGGAGCUAAUUUGGUUUGAAGUAUCUAAUCCAUUACGAAGAUUGAUGUCAUGGAAGCACUUUCUCGAUGAUAAAGAUCCAUCUUUAAGACUACAAAUAAGUGAAUACGAUGACUGUUCCAAGUUUAUAUGCAUCAUUUAUUCUCAAAUAAGGCCAAUAAUAUUAGUUUACAACUUUGGGAUUAAGGAUGGAUUGCCAUAUAGUUUGAAGGAUCCGUACUAUAUUCGUAAAUCAAGUGAUCAAAAGGAUAAUAAGACGGGACAGAUACGGCAAGUUUUUUUGACAGAGUUAAAUAAACAGUUUUAUUCAUCUGCUAAAGAUGAUAGUGAUCAUACCGCUACAGAUUCUUCAUUUCCACAGCAUAUGGUAUUGGCUUUGUUUGAAUUGAGUACAGAUUUAGGAUUAACCUUAAAUCUUUAUAAUGGAACGGCAAACCUAUAUCUAAAUAAAUCUCUGAUAAGAAGUGAUAAUCUAGAUAACAGUUCAAGCUGUGAAUCAUCAAGUAACUUCGAGCGUGAUUAUAAGAGCAGAGAUAAAUUGUCAUAUUUUAAAAAGUUCAGUAGAUCGGAGUUCAAGCUAAUAACGAAAAGUUUGGAAUGUGAUACCAAUGCUACCAAAGGUGACGAGGAAAUCAAACUUGUCCAAGAUUAUGCAUUUAAACUAGGUGAAGGUGCGAUGCAACUUAAUGAUGUAUGGAGCAAGUUAAAAGCUGGUGACGACAUUUCUUUUAGCAAUGAUCCUUAUUAUUUGUCAUUAACUGAUAUUUCAAGUAACCUUCCCCUUUCCAUUAGUGAUAUCACAGAAUUUGAUUCUAUGAUCGAACAAUUGAGUAGUUUCUAUGAAACUAAGAAUAUCAAUGUUUCAAAUAAGGUCGGUAAAUCAUUUUUGGGGCGAUUAGAGCUAUUCGCUGAGCACCUCAAAACUGAGGGUAGUCAAUACACUGUAAAUGAUAUUUCAAGUAUUCUAAAGAAAUCAUAUGGUAAUGAGACUCUACAAGGAUACAACCAUUCCAAUAUUUUAAAGAAAUUAUCUAUUUUGAUUGGUGCUAGUUUAGUAAAAGCUAAGACUAAUGGCUUGGGUAAGUACUACCAGGAAAAAUUAGACUUGAAUGUGAAAAAUGCUUCAGCUCAAGUCUUAUCUAUUUUUAAUGAUUGGGACAAUGAAAACUAUGGCGAAAAUCUUGAGGCUCCUACUAGAAUAGAUAACUUCGAUUCUCAAGUUACCAUACCCGAUAUAAUAACGUCAUCAAUGCCCUCUAUUAGAGUGGCCUCGCAGAGUAGGUCGACCCCAAAGAACCAUUCCAAAGUACCUAAUCAUGUAUCACAACUCCGUCAUAAAGCUUUAACACAAACAAAUCCAGCAUCUGGUGGAUAUAAAUCACCAUUAUCACAAUCUACUGAAAUUCAAUCCAUCCCGUCAUCAGAUGGACCAAGUCAGGAAUCUGCCCGAUAUUCUCAGGAAGGUAAAUCUUCACAGCUCAUACCAUCUUCUUCUAGAUUACCAUCGCAGCAUUCUCAAAAACGAUUCAUGUCAUCUCAAGCCAAUGGUAGUCAGCGUAAGGUAAAGAAGAAGAAAAGAAAGGGUGGUUUUGCAUAA
This is a messenger RNA of Debaryomyces fabryi, 2775 nucleotides long. RefSeq lists its product as uncharacterized. The transcript has a single exon. The coding region runs from base 1 to 2775 and encodes 924 amino acids. Gene Ontology annotation, molecular function: RNA polymerase I transcription regulatory region sequence-specific DNA binding; RNA polymerase I general transcription initiation factor binding. The record is from RefSeq and is a predicted model, not a curated record. Lineage: Eukaryota; Fungi; Ascomycota; Pichiomycetes; Serinales; Debaryomycetaceae. Gene Ontology annotation, biological process: nucleolar large rRNA transcription by RNA polymerase I. Gene Ontology annotation, cellular component: RNA polymerase I core factor complex.